AUGGCAACGCUCAACGUACGAGAUGCAUUGUCCUACCUGGACCAAGUCAAGGUCCAGUUUACAGACCAUCCUGAUGUGUACAACCGAUUCCUCGAUAUCAUGAAAGACUUCAAAAGUCAGACGAUCGAUACGCCUGGCGUGAUUGAGCGUGUUUCGACGCUCUUCCGUGGACAGCCGAGCCUCAUCCAGGGAUUCAACACAUUUCUUCCCCCAGGCUACCGUAUCGAGUGCAGUGUCGACCAGAACGAUGGAAAUAUGAUCACUGUCACCACCCCUGCUGGGACGACGACCCAAACCCUGGGCGGCGUCGGCAUCGCCGGCGCGAUCAACCGCAUGAAUGGCAAAGGUUCCAACAUGGCACAGAGCCCCCCGCAUGGCAUGCAGCUUGGGCCCGUCGAUCGUGUCGGCAGCCCCCAGCGGCACGCGCCACCGAGCCAGCCUGCCUAUUCGCCGCAAGAGUUUCCAGAGAAUCGCGCGCCGGGGCUGAGCAUGAAUGGGAGGCCGCUGUCGCCUAGUGGUCCACCGAAGCAGCGGCCGGUUGCAUACGGCAUGCCGCCGGGCAGCUAUGAGCCCGCCCCCCCUGAAGGCGUACGCCCACCCGUCGAGUUUAACCACGCCAUCAACUAUGUGAAUAAGAUCAAGCAGCGCUUCUCCGGCGACCCCGACACGUACAAGCAGUUCCUUGAGAUUUUGCAGACUUACCAGAAAGAGCAGCGUCCCAUCCACGAGGUGUAUGCACAAGUCACUGUCCUGUUUGACCACGCGAAAGAUUUGCUCGACGAAUUUAAGCAGUUUCUUCCCGAUACGGGCGCGCCUGGCGGCGGUACCGGCGGCGGUCUCUUUGGCAUGCUUGGCCAUGUCACAAACGGAAUGGGCCCACCGGACGCCCAACCGAUCAACUAUGAGCGGCUCCCGCCCAACGUGCCGCAACCAGCGCCGAUCCCGCCUCCCGGCAGGAAAAAGCGCAGCGUGGGUGGCGUUGAGGAUACGCCGUACGCCGCAGAUGUGCCGAUGCACCUCAAGAACGGCGCGCGCAGCAAGCGGACGAAGCAUGCCAAGGUCGAUGGUCUGUCUCCCCCUGCCCCCUACAUGCAAUCCGUUCCCCACGGCGAGGCACCAGAGAUGUACGCACCCAUGCCUGGAAUUGCACCUGGCUACGAGCCAAUGCCGCCGGGUGCGCCAGGGUACAUGCAGCCACCCAUGUACGACAUGCAAUCCUACCCUCCGAUGCGUGUCAUGGGCGGCAAUGUGAUGCAAAUGCCACACAUGGCGUCGCUCAACGAAGUCGCCUUCUUUGACCGCGUCAAGAAGCACAUGGACGACCGCGCAACCUACCUCGACUUUCUCAAACUGCUUAACCUCUACACGCAGGACGUGAUCGAUGUAAACACGCUCGUGGACCGCGCCGCGCUCUUCCUUGGCGGCCAGCCUGAACUGCUCGCCGCGUUCAAGUCGUUGGUUGGCUACGACAUGAGCAAGCACGGCUGGACAGAGACGGAGGAUGUGGUGCUGGAGAAUGUGCCCGCCCUUGAGCGCGACCGCGUUGACCUGCACGACCAGCGAUCGUACGGCCCUUCCUACCGGCGCCUGCCCGAAUCCGAGGUCAAUUUGGCGUGCUCUGGCCGCGAUCCGCUCUGCUGGGAAGUGCUGAACGACAAGUGGAUCAGCCAUCCUACCUGGGUGAGCGAGGGCGAAUCGUUCAAUCCCCACAAGAAGAAUGUGUACGAAGAUGCGCUGUACCGCUCCGAGGAAGAGCGCCACGAGUAUGACUACCACAUCGAGGCAAACUUGCGCACCAUUGCACUCCUGGAACCGAUCGCCGCACGGAUCGCCGUCAUGGACGCCGAAGAGCGCGCCAGUUUCCGACUCAAGCCCGGGCUCGGCGGGCAGAGCAAGAGCAUCUACCAGCGCAUCAUUAAAAAAGUCUACGGGCGCGAACACGGCCUGGAAGUGAUUGCUGCUUUGCACGACAACCCAGCCGUGGCUGUCCCUGUUGUCCUUGCGCGCCUAAAACAAAAAGACGAGGAGUGGAAGCGUGCACAGCGCGAGUGGAACAAGGUAUGGCGCGAGGUCGAUGCGCGCAACUUCUACGAGGCGCUCGACCACCAAGGCGUCAACUUCAAGAGCAUGGACAAAAAGGCCAUCACCACCAAAUCCUUUGUGCACGAGAUCGAGACACUGCGCGCUGCACAGCAGCAAACACGACUUGAACUCGACCGUGGUCUGCCGGCCAUUGUGCCGCGCUUCCAGCUCGAGUACCUGAUGGCCGAUGGCCACAUUCUCGCCGAUGUACUGCGGCUUUCGAUGCACUUUAUGGACCGCGCCGCGAGCGGAUUCAGUGCGCAUGACCGCGAGCGGAUCGAGUCGACGUUUCAGGCGCUACUCCCCAAGCUCUUUGGCAUCUCGCAGGAAGCGUUUGCCACGCUGCUGGUGCGCAAGCGCGACGAGGAAGAAGAGGCAAGCGUGGAAGAGGAGGAAGAGAGCGAGUUUGAAUCGCAGCGCGACCUGGAAUUGCGCCGCGCACGCAAAGGCGGCGAUCUGCGCAAGCAUGCACUGCGCAACAAUGCAGAGUCGCACGCCGGCCAAGGCACUGCGCCCGCCUCGACAUGGCACGUCAAUACAGAGCCCGAGGCGCUGAGCGCUGCGAGCAAUGCCAAGCACAGCGAGGCAGCGCCCGCCAACAUAUUUGUCAACACGAUGCUCUACGUGUUUGUGCGCCUCUUGCAGCUGCUCUACGCGCGCCUGCACAAGCUGCGCACGGUUGCUCAGGAGAUGGUACAAGCCAAGUCGGACACGUGGACCAAAGUCAAUCCGCUCGCGGCCGAGCUCGGAAUGAUUGACACGGCGAGUGGGCCUGCUGGCAUGGUGUGUGCGAUUGCAGCGGCAAUGCAAGCGCGCAAUGGGCAAGCGCCGCACUCGCGCCUCUCGAAAGAAGCGCCCGCGCACGCACAAAUGCCCCCCAGCGACCGCGCGGUGCUGCAACUGGACCCAGCGUACUACUAUGCCAUUUUGCUCGAGCUCAUCACGCGCCUUUUGGAUGGCGAGAUUGACCAGAGCUCCUACGAAGAGUGUGUGCGAUUCAUGUACGGGACGCAUGGGUACAUUGCCGUUACAUUCGACAAGGUGAUCCAUGCACUGGUCAAAGGCGCCUUGACCAUCAGUGCCGAUACCAAGAGCCAGGAAUUGCUCCAUAUUUUCGACGCGACGGAGCAUGCACUCGCCGCAAUCCGCACCGAGGACGGCGAGGCGAGCGAAGCGCGCGACGUGCGGCUAUAUAGGCGGCUCAUUGGCGCGCGUAUGGACGCAGAGAAUGUGGUCGGGCGCGACGAGCACCUCUUCCGCAUCGAAGUCGCCCCUGCACAAGGCACGCAGGAAGAAAUGCGCGCGACAGUGCCACCACACAAGCUGCACAUCCAGCUGCUCUCCCACGACGACCUCACCUUGGAAGAUCCCAAGGACCGGGAGCAGCGCUGGCUGCAGUACAUGGCUAGCUACUGUCUCUGGGCACCUACCGAAGGACUCGCGGCCGAGACGCUAGCACCGCUGCUCAAGCGCAACCUGCCUGCAAGCCCAGAAACGGCAGAUGCACAAGGCACGCGCUAUGUAAUACGCAAUGGGCUCGACAUCCGCGUUUGCAUGCACACCUACCGCCUCUUUUUCGUGCAGGGCUCGGAAGAUGUGUUUGCACGGAUGCGCUCUGCGGAGGAUAAGGAAGCGCUGGCUAGGAACGCAGCGGCGCGUUCCCGUCGCUGGAAUGCGUGGCUCGACGCAAGGCGUGCUGCUUUGGACGCGCCUGCGGAGGAGCAAGUUACUGAGGAGCCCGACGCAAACGAAUCGCUCCCGACGCACACUGCUCCAGAUGCAGUGCCCGAUGCGCGUGCAAUGGAGCAAGAGGCGCAACGCCCUCCAUCCAGCGAUGCGCAAUCUCCCCCGCCCAUGUCCGCUGCAGGCGUAUCGAAUGCCGAGCGCGCGGAGCGUGUGGACAAUGCGCUAGGCACACAGGCACACACUGAGCCACAUCAAACGUGA
Messenger RNA from Malassezia vespertilionis, 4029 nucleotides. RefSeq lists its product as uncharacterized. NCBI's taxonomy places the organism in Eukaryota, Fungi, Basidiomycota, Malasseziomycetes, Malasseziales, Malasseziaceae. Bases 1 to 4029 code for a protein of 1342 amino acids. Gene Ontology annotation, biological process: negative regulation of transcription by RNA polymerase II. Gene Ontology annotation, cellular component: Sin3-type complex; chromatin. The record is from RefSeq and is a predicted model, not a curated record. Gene Ontology annotation, molecular function: transcription corepressor activity. The transcript is spliced from 3 exons.